CUCAACUCCACGACCACCCAACGACCCUUGCCCGCUGCGUUCCUGGUGAAGGGCUGCAGGAUUAGAGUCCCCUCGAAACAGCAAACAUGGGUAUUUCUCGCGACUCCCGCCACAAGCGCUCGGCUACCGGUGCUAAGAGGGCCACCUACCGCAAGAAGAGGGCGUUCGAGAAGGGUCGCCAGCCCGCCAACACCCGUAUCGGCAACAAGAGAAUCCACCUUGUCCGCACCCGUGGUGGUAACCGCAAGUUCCGUGCCCUCCGUCUCGACUCCGGUAACUUCUCCUGGGGUUCCGAGGGUAUCUCCCGCAAGACCCGUGUCAUCGUUGUCGCCUACCACCCUUCCAACAACGAGCUGGUCCGUACCAACACCCUGACCAAGUCGGCCGUUGUCCAGAUUGAUGCUGCUCCUUUCCGUCAAUGGUACGAGGCCCACUACGGCCAGCCCCUCGGCCGUAGACGCCAGCAGAAGACCGAGACCACCGAGGAGAAGAAGAGCAACAGCGUUGUGAAGAAGCAGGCUGAGCGCUUCGCCGAGAGCGGUAAGGUCGAGUCUGCCAUCGAGAGACAGUUCGAGGCCGGUCGUCUCUACGCCGUCAUUGCUUCCCGCCCUGGCCAGAGCGGUCGUGUUGACGGUUACAUCCUGGAGGGUGAUGAGCUCGCUUUCUACCAGAAGGCUAUCAGGAAGUAAAAAAGGAAAAUCGUGUUGUAAAAGGGUGGUAUCGGAGUUUCAGCAAUUUUUUCCAGAAUACAUUUAUGAUCUCUGGGGCACUACGGGUGCAUUGUGUGUAGAGCUCUGAGCUGUCAGCAAUGGAAUGAUCCUCGUUAUGUUCUGUCGAAUUUGAAUAAUCGUUUCCUUUUUUUUCCCCCUCUUCUAGAGUUUUUUUUUUUUUUUUAAGAAAAAAAUCACUUUCCCCAC
This is a messenger RNA of Aspergillus caelatus, 917 nucleotides long. RefSeq names its product 40S ribosomal protein eS8. Gene Ontology annotation, molecular function: structural constituent of ribosome. Gene Ontology annotation, cellular component: ribosome; cytosolic small ribosomal subunit. The transcript has 3 exons. Bases 87 to 689 code for a protein of 200 amino acids. NCBI's taxonomy places the organism in Eukaryota, Fungi, Ascomycota, Eurotiomycetes, Eurotiales, Aspergillaceae. The record is from RefSeq and is a predicted model, not a curated record. Gene Ontology annotation, biological process: translation; maturation of SSU-rRNA from tricistronic rRNA transcript (SSU-rRNA, 5.8S rRNA, LSU-rRNA).